AAUGCUUUGGUCCUGAACUUGUCAGCCACUCCUACGGCAGCGAUUGCCUCCGUCUACCUGUUCCUAUUAGUUCCUUUUUGCGUGCAAGCAAUACUCGUACUCCGAGUGCUCGCCGCGUAUCCCCCGAAAUCCUUGCCGCCUAGUCGUCGACUAGUCAUAUACGGCCCGAUCAUCAUUUUCAAGCUCGCCCGCUUCGCGAACUUGAUAUACAUGGCGGUCCGCCUCGAGCAACUGAUUCAGGCUGGGGGCGGACUGAGUAGCAAUUCGGUGUUCACCGUGUCCCAAGCUGUGUGGACUCUGCCGAGUGCGAAGGCCGAAUGGUUCCUGCAGCUCUUUGACGACACGUACGGAUCUUCAUCUCUAUGA
Molecule: messenger RNA, 366 nt
Organism: Dichomitus squalens LYAD-421 SS1
Lineage: Eukaryota; Fungi; Basidiomycota; Agaricomycetes; Polyporales; Polyporaceae
Exons: 1
Source: RefSeq, a predicted model, not a curated record